GUACUGUGCUCCGCUGUGUCUGAUUGUGGAUCUAUGCUAGCAGUCGGCACGUCGACCAAAGUAGCUUUGAUUCUGGAUGCUACAAAUUUGAAGUUGCGGAGGGCCUUUAGAAUACCCAAGGCGCCCACCUCAGUAUGUUUCAGUAGGGAUAACGCACACGUAAUUAUCGGAGAUCGAGCCGGCCAUGUUUGCCGAUAUACAGUAGAUGCUAAUGAAAAAUCAGGUUAUAUAGACAUGAAUGGAGAAGAAUGUGAUUGUGAAGGUGAACCACUAACCAGUACGAUUUCCAUGGUUUUGGAUGUUGCCAUCACUAAUGACGGUAGAUUUUUGCUAUCUGCUGAUCGUGAUGAGAAGAUCCGUGUUUCGCGAUAUCCUCAAGCUUUCGUCGUGCAGUCAUUCUGCCUUGGUCAUGAUGCCUAUGUGAGCUCACUUGCUCAAAGUGGUACUCGCGUGUUUUCCUGUGGUGGUGAUGGUGUUGUACAUGAAUGGGAUAUACAAAAUGGUCAAUCAGUUGCUCACUCCGUCAAAUUAGGCGAUGAACCAUCGCGAAAAUUAUGUAUCCUACCCUUGGUGAGCAAAAUUAGCGUUGUGUAG
Cylicostephanus goldi is the source of this 594-nucleotide messenger RNA. NCBI's taxonomy places the organism in Eukaryota, Metazoa, Nematoda, Chromadorea, Rhabditida, Strongylidae. The record is from the annotation of a GenBank genome assembly.